AUGGGAAAUACUGGCUCUCAGACUGAUACGGAAAAGCAUAGCAACGACAGGAAAGAUGAAGCUGCAAACUUGAGCAGGAAGGGAGGGGUUGUUAUCAUAAAGGAUCAGACUGGUUCUUUGGUAAAAUUGUUUGAAAAAUUCAAACUAACAGAGGACAGGGGAAGUGACGUUUCUUGUGAACUCUGGAGGACAACAUUUGAGAGUGCAUUUGAAGGUGCCUUUCACUUGUUUGGAAAACUGUUGUAUAGAUGCAUGGUGGAUUUUGGAGGUGCAGAGGGAGAGAGGAUCACACAAGAGCAGUUUAUCAAGGCAGGCAACGAAAUAUUCAACUUUGAUGAGCGUCGGCUGGUGAAUCAUUACUUUCAUUUCUUUGCCGAGGGAAGAGAUGUUCUCAAGAAGGAUGAUGCGAGGACGAUGUUUGAAGUUUCCUUUCUACUGACAUUGUCAGUGUCGAGAAUUCUAUACCAAGAAGAUAAACAAGAUGCAGCCAUGUUUGAUGCUAUGGUUACUGGCCUGUUUGGUAGUAAGACGGAAGUCAGUGUCAGUGACUUAAGCAGGUGGUUGAAGAAGUCAUGUCCUCAUCUGUUUGACUCAGUCCACAGUUGGGUCAUGCAAGUGCUAGCGGGCUCGACCAUGCCACAGGAGAUGGACAUGGCGCAGGUAGCUCUGCUAGAAGAGGUUGUCAGCGGCAGUGGGUGUAUGACCACUCCCAUCCUAUGGGCCUUGUCUAUGGCAUUACCACCGGUCUAUAUAACAUUGACUGUCAAUACUGGCCCGGCCUCUGCACUGCCUUCCAGCAGUGCUGCAGAGAAAGCCACCCUCGGGACUUCCUCAGGUUUGAAAAGAAUGGAGCCGCUGCCACAUUUGCACAGGUGGAAGCUUCUCUACAGUUCUAGUGAACAUGGAAUGUCCAUCAACAGAUUUAAGCACCAUGUAUCUGCUUACAAUGCUCCAAGUGUCACAGUAAUUUCCUUUGAAGGAGGCAACAUCUAUUGCCUUGCUGUUGAUAGAAGUUGGUUGGAAGGGUUGAACAAGUUUGGGGGUGCUAACUGCAUGCUGAUCCAGUUGUUACCCACCUUCCAAGUAGUUCAAGCUGGUGAGAAAAUGGUGCGAUGGAAUGAAGCUAUCAGAGGUAUUCCUAAGGGCAUCAGUAUUGGAUGCGAUGGGAAACCUGAGGUCCUGCGCAUAUCCCCAGAUUUUGACAGUGUCCUUCACUACACUGUACCACAUGCAAUCCACAGAAUAGAGGUCUGGGGCUGCGGGACGGAUUCCACUCUACAGGCACAGAAAAACCUAAAGGACUGGGAAAGUAAAGCAGUAGAGAGGGAAAGAGAACGGAAGCUGAGGCCGGCUGCAUUGGGUGAGGAUCUGCAGAACAACCCAGACAGACAGAUUCUUCAGUGGGGCGGCGUUAAUGUCGGCGGUCAGUCAUACAGAUGA
Molecule: messenger RNA, 1440 nt
Organism: Candidula unifasciata
Lineage: Eukaryota; Metazoa; Mollusca; Gastropoda; Stylommatophora; Geomitridae
Source: the annotation of a GenBank genome assembly